GUGAGGGGCGGAGGCCAGUUGAUUUCGAUCCGUCGAGCGUAACGUGUACGUUACAAGGAGUACGCUGCACGCUCUUUUCUUGCGCACUCGUUGCGUUCGGAAUAGUCAUCAGAAAAUUUCUCUUCUCGAAUUAACAAACAGUUCGAUCAAGGCGAUGUUCAACGCGAGUGUAACUAUCUUGCGAUAACACAGACAGCCAUAGAAAUAGUGUGUGACGUUGGUGUUGUAAAUCGUCAAACUUCACCGAAAGGAAAAAGGAGCGGCAUACAAAAGUGGACGGAAUUAGAAAGAAGAACGAAAGACCAAGAUCGCGCGAGUCUCUACCGCUAUCUCGUGCGCUUACUUUGGUGGGUUGGUUCGAUCGAUAAAUACACGGGGUGCGUGCACUGGCGUCCGGCAGAUAAGCAGCCGUAUAUUUCGGAAAGUGUGCUGCCCGAUCGAAUUAAUCGACGACCCACAUCUUUUUCGCCGCUUAACUGCUCACUGUGUGCCGUUUAGCGAGCGAACUCUCGCGUCGACUGAAAAUCGACCAGAAGUAAGAAACACGCAUAUACGCGUACGAUAUGAAGGCGAUGGUGGUAAGCCCAGUGGGCGGCAGAGUACCGCCAAGUCGAGGUGUUCUGCACAGCAGCCUGGGCAUCAACGGAACUCGUCGUGACCUGGAAGCAGAAGAAGUGGCCGCUUACCUAACGAAGCUGAGAUCCCUGGUGCCUGACAUGCCGAGGAAACGGAAGUUAUCCAAGCUCGAGGUUAUCCAGAGGGUGAUCGAGUACAUCUGCGAUCUUCAGACGACUCUGGAGGAAACGAACGUUCAUCACGAAUCCACCGUAGCGAAAACGACACCGAGGCAACCGUUGCAACCAUUGUUGAAUGCCCCGACGACCGUCCCAACGACGACGACAACAUCGUCAACAUCCACGAUCACCGGAAUGGUCGCGGAACGGUGACCUGUAUCGGCGAACGAGCUCCAGUGAGGUUCAGGUCGCUGCGAGCUUCUUGUCCUCGUGGGCUGACGGCUUGACCUCCGUGUUUCGACGUCGCGGGAUUGUUCGAGUCAUCUUCGGGGAGUUGAAUCGAGAACUCGGCUCAUUGUGGUAGCGUUUCUCCGGAAGAACGUUGCUACAACCAUGUUUUGUGCUCGUCUUCGACUGUAUAGAGAUUUCUUGAAGAUUUCGAAGGUCCAGAAGGGAAACAGGGAUGAAAGGUAUCCUGAUGUUCAGGUAUUCGGGAGAAGAACGGGAUUUUGUCGAGCGUUUCGAGAAAAGAGCGAGGACAUCGAAUAGGGAUGCGCUCGACGUCUCGAGGCGGCGCGGCGCCUGAAGAGAAGAACGAAGACGACGUGAAAGAAGGACGACGAAGCGGGCCGAUUACGGCCGAUCUUAACUUCUUUCUUCGAGUAAAGAUGUAAAUACUUGUACAUAGAACUCACCGCAUUCCUCGCACGAGACCCCUUUUCUCAUCUUUUAAUCGAUUCACUUCUUUUUUGAUCCACCAAACUCUCUCCGCCUUCCGACCUCCCUUCUCCGAUUCUUAUAAUCCUCUCCUAAUCCGAACUGUGUUACACGUGUCUCGUUUCUCGAUAUCGCGAACGACGAUCGCGUUGAUCUUUUUUUUUUUUUUAUCAUUCUCUCGUUACUUUGUUUCGUAAUUCCGAAUUGUAACAUAUAGAAAGAUCGUUUCUUCGCGUCGAUUGAUUUUAUAAUAUUGCAACUAUUCGUUUCGACAAAAAAUUCCGAUAGUUUAGUUCGAAAUCUAGGAAAUUUUUCUAUAAAUGUUCGUUUUAGAGGAACGAAUGUAUAUUUAAGGAUCGACGAAGAUCGAAAUCGAAUUGAUCACCUGCGUUUUAAUUGUAAGUACCACCCCCUCGUCCGCAACCAGUCGUGAAUGGAUCGCCUUUCCUUUUCUUUCGUAGUUUUCGCGUGGAAGAGAAAUGUUUAUCAUCGCGUUGAUCAGAGCAUGUAUUAUUUUGAACUCCCCCUUGUAGAUAAUAAAGCGAAUUUAUUUGUAUUAUGAAUUAUUACAUUAAUCGCAACGGUCGAUUCUAUAUUAUUAUUAUUAUUAUAUUAUAUUAUUAUUACAUGAUUAUCAUUGUUAUUGCUUUUCAUAUUAUAAUUUAGAAAUUUUCUCCGUAAUUAUUGUAUAUUCGCGAAGACUGAAAGGCUGUAAAGUGUAAGUAUAUUUGAUGUGCGAGUUGGUUAUGCUCGCUCGCGCGCGAAAUAAAAUACAAACUGUGUCCAUACGAUUA
Bombus impatiens (common eastern bumble bee) is the source of this 2245-nucleotide messenger RNA. RefSeq names its product DNA-binding protein inhibitor ID-2 (gene emc). Gene Ontology annotation, biological process: negative regulation of transcription by RNA polymerase II; circadian regulation of gene expression; cell differentiation. The record is from RefSeq and is a predicted model, not a curated record. Gene Ontology annotation, molecular function: protein dimerization activity; transcription regulator activity. Bases 564 to 947 code for a protein of 127 amino acids. The transcript has a single exon. Gene Ontology annotation, cellular component: nucleus; cytoplasm. Lineage: Eukaryota; Metazoa; Arthropoda; Insecta; Hymenoptera; Apidae.